Dermacentor andersoni is the source of this 4073-nucleotide messenger RNA. RefSeq names its product protein SHQ1 homolog. The record is from RefSeq and is a predicted model, not a curated record. Gene Ontology annotation, biological process: box H/ACA snoRNP assembly. Gene Ontology annotation, cellular component: nucleoplasm; cytoplasm. NCBI's taxonomy places the organism in Eukaryota, Metazoa, Arthropoda, Arachnida, Ixodida, Ixodidae.
GGGAAACGACAAAAGACGGAGACGUACAAAAGCUCAGUUCGCAAUAGGGGAUCAGAGAAUUUGGACGUGGCAGUUCAUAGUGUUUUUUUUUCUUCUUUUUUCAUUGGUUAGCCUAGGUAGGAUAUUAGGCAGCAUAGUAGCAAGAGCUUGGUGGCGCAACCCACCGCCCCGUUCCAAAGGGGACGCUCAUAACAUCCAUCCAUGCACUUCGGAUUGGCGUCGUUCUCGGGGAGACAGGUUUUCACAUCCCGAAACUUGGCUACGCUUCGCCAUCCCUUUAGCUGAUCGUAGCUGAUCUUUAUUUGAAUGAGUUUUGCAAAGAGGCGAACUCACGAGUACAAAGAGAAAUGUUGACACCGGCGUUCGAGCUAAAACAAGAUGACGACUUCUUAAUAAUUGAGAUCAAGGCACCGUACUCUAAGAUUUCGGAGGCGGAGAUCUACUUCUACGAAGAGGAGUUCAAGUUUUACUCCAAGCCGUACUACUUAAGGGGAGACCUUCAGAACAUCAGGCAGUGUGGCAAGAGCUGGUCCUGCGUCACCAAAAUCCCGUCUGUGAAUAUCAAACUGCACUUGCCUGGAAAAGUGGUUGAAAAUGGUCGCGAGAUGGCAAAAUAUAUCUCUGACAAUGGCACAUAUGUGGUUCACAUGCCAAAGCAGAGUCCAGGGCAGGUUUUCACUGACCUGGAUCUUUUGACCAAGCUCUUAGCACCAAGUCCGAGGGCAGCAUCUGCAAGACCGGUGAUAGAAGUUCUUGAGAACCGGUCUGCCACUGACGAGGAGCCACCUGAAGUGGAAGAGGACUGGCACGUGGAACAAAUGCCAUGGACGCCUCAGGAUGAAGUCUCUCUGCUAGAGGGCAGUGUCCGGAAGUAUGGUUUUGACAGGCAAAGGACAGGUGUCAUCGCACGUUUCAAGGAGGAGAUGUCUGACCUGGUGGACAUUGCUGAUCCUGAACGCAAGAGUGUCCAGGAAGCCCGGAAGGAGCGUCUGGAGGCAGAAGAGGGCCACUUCAGUGCAGAACACUACCUAGCUGACCGUUAUGAACCUGCUGGCGUGGAGCAAAUCUUGGGCUAUGAGGCCCCCUGGUGGAACCUGGCAGCGUGCUUGGAUGGCAGCGGUGAUACAACUGAGGACCUCUUUAGUUUCACAGAAGAAGAAAAGACCAAGAUGCGUACUCUUCCCCACAAGGAAUAUCUGCUGGACAAGCAGCUGGAGCUGUCCCUGCAGCUUGGCCUGGUGGAUAUCCUGUUCGCUUAUGCCUACAACAAGCGGGUCACUGAGGGCGAAGAUACGGUGGAGUCUGGUUGGAACAUAAGCAAGAUCAGUGCAACGCUGUCAUGGUUUGAGGAGUUCUGGUCCUUGGAGCAGACGGUCAGGAGCUGUUUUCGGCGGUGCCUCACCUACCCACUGUACCGUCACUGGGGUCUCACUUAUGCUGUGCUCCGGGAUGUCAUUAAAAUCCUGCAGCUGGGUCCCCGGUAUGUUCUCAGAUGCCUUCUUGAAAUCCAUGACAUAUUCAGCCAUCAUGACUCCAGGUACAUCCUUAAUGAUCUAUAUAUCACAGAUUAUGCAGUGUGGAUACAGUCCAUUAGUCCAAAGCGCCUGCAGUCUUUAGCAAAUGCUCUGAAACAGGUUAAGGUUCGGAAAGCUGACCUAGGCCUGGACAUUCCUGAGCUUGAGCGUGGAGCGAAGCUCGCCAUUGCAGAAGCAGCUGUCGAGGAGGCCACAGCUUCCAACAGCAUCAGAGCAGCCAUGCAGGCACUGUGCAUCUCCAAUCCUCUGGCUUCAACAUGUGAAGGCACUGCUUCAAGUGCCAAUAACAUCAUUGCUGAACCGGAGAGUCGGCAUAAAGAUGAUGAUAAUGAUAGCACAAGCAGUGACAACAGCUCAUGGAGUGACAGUGAAAGUGACUCAUCGGACUCAACAAGUGAUUCGAGCUCAGAUUCGGAACUGGAUUCGGAUGAUGACAAAAUUGCUGCAGCUGGCAUGAGUCAUCGUGGUGACAGUGUGUCUGUGACCUCCAACAGUGAUUCUGACAGUGAUGACUCUGAUGGGAGCAGCUCAGGAGCAGAAGGUGUUGACCAGUGCCUGCUGUUUGUCAAAGAUGCUGAACCUGAGAAACGCCGCUAAUGAUUUCCACCUGAGAAACACUGAGUGCCUAAUUCAGAUGUCUGCCUGUGAAUUUGCGAAGCCUCUCGCUGAUUGCCCUGUGGCUCUUUCUCUCCUCAGGACAGUGCUUUGCAUGUUGAGGGGGGCGGUGGGGUGUGGUGCUGAGGAGCUUGGGUACAGCCACAUUAAGGACUACUUACUGCACUCUGUCGGCCUGCAUAAGCAUGUAGUGAUAUCCUCAGCCACCUGACACUUGGAAGCACACUAGUUGUUAAACUGCAGGCUGUGGUGUCUUGUAGAGAAUCUACUGUGUGAGAAAAUAUUGUGUUGGCCCUGCGCCCACUUGGAGUACCAGAAGGCUCAGUGGCAUGCAUCAGUGCAGUGGGUUGCCCUAGAAUGUUGCUCUUCACAGAGCAUUUAGACUGACGGCCGCCCUUUUUUCUGCUUAAGCUGCUGAAUAGCCACUGUGCAGCCAGAUGAUGGCAGGAAAUGAGUACCCGCACUGUGAAGAUGGUCGAGAGAAGUAGAAGCACAACUUAUUGGGCAAUAGGGUGUGCACUGUGCUUGCAUACACAGAAGCAUGGAAGUAGUUUGUUUUCUGUAAACUUAAAAGGAAACAGCGCAUAACAGUUCAGACUAAGCACUGAUCAUGAACAGAAUAUGUGAGGGCAUUGAAUAUGCCAUGGUUAGGUAAGACUGCAACACAGGGAGGAGCUGGAUGGAGUGGUGACAGAAUUCAUUGUGCCCUAGCCAGCCAGUAUUCACUUAUGAUCCUGUUUUGCUGACCCAAGCAAUUUCUACUCUCAAACAUAGCUUGGAUGAAGUAGACUGCAUGUUAACACACUUGCCAGUAAUUGAAAAACCCUAAUCUUUACAUUAGCGAAUAUCUAAGCAUUGUUAAGGAGCUGUGCAAGCCCAGUCUUGUGUUUCUUUGCACUGGAGCAUUACUUUACAUCAGUCCUGCUGAAUGUAGCUUGGCACACAAUGAGGUUCAAGCUAGCAGCAGCAUUUGCGAGAUGCAAAGGUUCGCGUGAGAAUGCUUAAUAAAAAAUAUAAUAAUAAUUUUAAAAAAGUGCACUUGUACUGUGCAUGUCAUGCCUGAGAAUAAGGAGCAGGGUGUGUGCCAAGGACUAUGUGGUUACAUAUUUCAGCUGAGGUGAGCUGUUUGUGCAACAUAGAUCACCCUGUGCCCUCACUCCCGUGCCUAUGUUUGAGCAAAAGCAUCUGUCAUGUUGUCUUUUUGAAACCUUUGUGCCAUUGCAGGGCUUUCCUCAUUCAAGGCACCUGCUCGUCUGCCCUGAAUUUUAAUCUGUGACUAGAUGUUAAAACAAGCUUUCUGAAUGCCUCAAAACAGGCAUUCAUAACCAUAGAUGAUCUGUGCAUGACAGGGUCACUUGUUUUACGGUGUAUUUGUCAAAUGUGCAUUUUGAUGUGUGUAUUUUAACUGAGAAUUCAACAUGCAUGUCUGCAAUGCCCUCAUACCUUACUUAAUGAAGUUGUAUCCACCACAAAAAUACCUUCAAUAUAUUUGUUAUUACAAGCAUACUCAGUGAUACCAGCAAAAAAAAAAAGAAAAAAAAAAGUAUUACGAUCGGGUCGAUGCAGAGCGGGAGGAGGAGGAGGAGGAGGAGGAACUUUAUUAUUGCAGAAACCGUUGCGCGGUUUAUUCCUGGGUGGUUCCCUCUGACAGGGCUCCACUGGCGAUCGCGGCUCGCCGUGCCUGGUCGAGGGUCGCCACUUGGCUUCCCACGUCCAGUUUGGAGAGUCUCGCCUCCCAAGACCACGUAGUGAGUGUGUGUGUUGUGACUCGUGGCGAAAUUGCCUUGCCCAGACGGUCGGUACAUUCGUGUGUUAUGUGCGUGAGUGUCGCUGUGUGGUUGCUACACCAGGGACAUGUCCGGGACAUAUAACGUAAAUGUAAACAUGAUGCCUAUAAAAACUCUGCAAAUAGUCUCCUGUGAA